AUGAUGCUACCGGCAUUAUGGAGUCUACUUAUUUGCCUUAUCGCUUGGUUGUAUGUAAAAUGGCGAGGAUUGAAAUCGUACUGGGCACGGUUGGGAAUUCCCUAUGUACCAGCUCAACCUUUGGUUGGAAGCUUGACUUUUCUGCAACGAGAAAAUCCUUUUACCUGGUUGCGAAGGGUAUACGACGACCACAACUCUCCAUACGUGGGAUUAUGGCUAUUCCAAAGACCAGCGCUACUCAUCAAUUCUCCAGAAAUUGCCCGAAACGUCCUCGUGAAAGAUUUCAACAACUUUAGAGAUAGGUUUCUAUCUUCUGGCUCAUCUGAUCCAACAGGAGCUUUGAAUUUGUUUACAGUUAACGAUCCUAUCUGGACAGCAUUACGUAAGCGUUUGUCCGGAGUGUUCACCUUGGCUAAACUAAAAAGCCUGCAACCACUCUCCAUUUCUAAAUCAAAUGAACUAAUACAACGCAUUGCUAUGGAAAAAAGUGAAAAUUUAAGUCUUCGGAGUUUGUUUUCCGAUAUAACAACUGACAUAAUAGGAGCUGCAGCAUUCGGGGUGGCUGGAGACGCGACCCUCACAGGCGACAGUCCUAUGCGGGCUGUGACCAGGGAAUUCAUGAAGUUUAGCCUGCAUAGAGGCAUUGCGUGGUGCAGCAUAUUCUUUUGGCCAGAACUUGUUGACAUCUUUAGAUUUACAAUGUUCCCGAAGUCUUCUAUACGAUAUUUUAAAAAAGUCUUUCACAUAUUGAUUGAGCAAAGAAAAGAUAGCGUUGAUAAAGGAGAAGAUCCGAAAGAUUUACUCGGUGCUCUAGUUAAAUUAAGGAAAGAGAAGGAAUGUGAAGAUGUUGUGUUCUCAGAUGAUUUAAUAGUGUCCCAGGGAGCGAUAUUCCUUCAAGGUGGGUACGAUACAACCGCUGUAACACUGGCAUUCGGGAUAUAUGAGCUGGCGUAUAAUCCAGAGUAUCAGGAAAGGUUAUACAGUGAAUUAUUGGAAGCCAAAAUUAAUAAUAAUAAUUCUGAGUUCGAUACGCAAACACUAUCCGAGUUAGUGCAUUUAAAUUGUGUUAUAAAAGAAACACUAAGAAUGUACCCAGCUAUGGGCUGGUUGGAUAGAAUCGCAGCGAACGACUAUCAAAUAGAUGAGAAACUGACCAUUAGAGCAGGAACUCCUAUAUACGUGAACGUUGUCGGAAUGCAUUACGACCCAAAAUACUUCCCUAACCCUAAGAAAUUCAUGCCAGAACGAUUUUUGCCGGAAAAUGAGAAGACGAUAACACCAUACACUUAUAUGCCCUUUGGUGAGGGACCUAGGGCAUGUAUAGGCUCACGCUUCUCAAAAAUGAACCUACAACAUAUACUAUCUCGUAUAAUAAUCGCCUACGAAGUGUCUCCACAACCCAACUCGCCUAAACCGUGUGAUGUGAAAAUGGAGAAACACGCCCUCUUCCUGGCUCCAGGGGAAAAUCUAUACGUUAAAUUUAUACCGAGGAAAUAG
Messenger RNA from Zerene cesonia (dogface butterfly), 1497 nucleotides. RefSeq names its product cytochrome P450 6k1-like. The record is from RefSeq and is a predicted model, not a curated record. The transcript has 9 exons. Gene Ontology annotation, molecular function: iron ion binding; oxidoreductase activity, acting on paired donors, with incorporation or reduction of molecular oxygen; heme binding. Lineage: Eukaryota; Metazoa; Arthropoda; Insecta; Lepidoptera; Pieridae. Bases 1 to 1497 code for a protein of 498 amino acids.